UUAACAUAUUUAUCUUAAUAAUCUUUGUUUUUUUAGAUACUUGCCGCUGUCGCCUUUUAUGGGAAUGGGAUGUACCAAAAAAAUGUUGGGGCCUACUACCACCUAGGCCUCUCGCAGGCAAUGGUCUCCUAUUCCAUACAAGAGGUGACAGAGGCAUUAAAUCAGCGUGCACUUUUGGAAAAAUAUAUUAAAUUCCCAAAAACACCCAUAGAGAGGGAAAUAAUAAGUAAAAGAUUCAUGGAACUUUUCGGGCUCCCAGGCGUCAUAGGGGCCAUUGAUGGAACCCAUGUGGCAAUAAUUAGGCCUGUGGAAGAUGAGGAAGCUUACCUUAACCGAAAGCUUUACCAUUCCAUAAAUGUAAUGGCAAUAUGUGAUGCAAAUUUAAAAAUUACUUACAUUAAUUCAGCAUUUGCUGGGGCAUCACAUGAUUCCCAUGUAUGGAAUAUGUCGGAGGUGAAGGCAUAUUUAAAUGGUCUUCAAGGGGAGAAUGUGUGGUUGCUAGGAGACUCUGGCUAUGGGCAAAGCAAUGUGAUGAUGACCCCCAUAUUGAAUGCAGCUGCUGGCUCUCCAAAGGAGCACUACACAAAUGUGCAAGUGAGAGCAAGGAACGUCAUCGAACGCUGUUUCGGAGUCCUAAAAGGUCGUUGGCGCUGCUUGCUCUCACACAGAACAUUACAUUAUGCUCCUGCGAAGGCGGGUAAAAUCGUAAACGCCUGUGCUAUUCUGCACAAUAUGUGCCGGGAAGAUGCCAUUCCUUACGAGGCCAUGGCCCUCCCCAUGGCCUCGUAA
This is a messenger RNA of Plutella xylostella (diamondback moth), 789 nucleotides long. Its product is annotated as putative nuclease HARBI1. Lineage: Eukaryota; Metazoa; Arthropoda; Insecta; Lepidoptera; Plutellidae. The record is from RefSeq and is a predicted model, not a curated record.